AUAAAACCAUACACAAAACUAGGGAAUUGGGUUCUAAACCAAGUGGGAGGUGAAGUGAACAACAAUGGUUCUGCUUGAGAAGCUUUGGGAUGAUAUUGUGGCUGGACCUCGCCCUGACCGCGGCCUCGGCAAGCUCAGGAAAAUCACCAUUAAUCCCCCCAUCGUUAAAGAUUUGGAUGGAGAGGGAAGCAAAGGGUCGAUGUCCAUGCCGAAUAGUCCGGCAACACCCACCACGCCGGUGACACCUACGACGCCGUUAACGGCGGCGCGUAAGGACAAUGUUUGGAGGAGCGUGUUCAACCCUGGUAGAAACCUUGCCACCAAGACUAUUGGUGCUGAAGUCUUCGACAAACCUCAACCAAACUCUCCAACUGUUUACGACUGGCUCUACAGCGGUGAGACCAGGAGCAAGCACCGUUGAUUGGAGGCUCCGGCGGCGUUCACCGGCGGUUUCAUGUAAAUAGCGUCGUAAAAAGUGUUUGUUGACGUGGACCGGUGGGUUUUGGAUGUUUAUGUGUUUACGUGUCCUAACUAGGUUUUGACAUCUACCAAGCAAGAUUUUAUAUAGUAGUGUUUAAUAUGUGUGAGUUCGUAGUUAACUAAGUUUUAAGUCUGCUGUCGCGGCCGAUGAUCGGACGGCUUCUUAAUAGAGUCCGCCGUGCACGGCGGUGAUGAGCGACUCACGAUUGUUAUGUUAAAUAAAUGUGGUCUUUGUGUUCUUUAAAAUUUAAUCAAUCAGUUGAUAGAGCAAGAUUAUGAUGA
Messenger RNA from Cucurbita maxima (winter squash), 762 nucleotides. Its product is annotated as auxin-repressed 12.5 kDa protein-like. The transcript is spliced from 3 exons. Lineage: Eukaryota; Viridiplantae; Streptophyta; Magnoliopsida; Cucurbitales; Cucurbitaceae. The coding region runs from base 65 to 421 and encodes 118 amino acids. The record is from RefSeq and is a predicted model, not a curated record.